This is a messenger RNA of Lolium rigidum, 627 nucleotides long. RefSeq names its product probable glutathione S-transferase. The transcript is spliced from 3 exons. Gene Ontology annotation, biological process: glutathione metabolic process. NCBI's taxonomy places the organism in Eukaryota, Viridiplantae, Streptophyta, Magnoliopsida, Poales, Poaceae. Gene Ontology annotation, cellular component: cytoplasm. Gene Ontology annotation, molecular function: glutathione transferase activity. The coding region runs from base 1 to 627 and encodes 208 amino acids. The record is from RefSeq and is a predicted model, not a curated record.
AUGGCGGAAGCGGUGAAGCUCAUCGGCGCCUUCGGCAGCCCAUUCGUCCACCGGGCCGAGGUGGCACUGCGCCUGAAGGACGUCCCCUACGAGCUCAUCCUUGAGGAUCUCACCAACAAGAGCGAGCUGCUGCUCCGUCACAACCCCAUCCACAAGACGGUGCCGGUGCUCCUCCACGGCGACCGGCCGGCCAUCUGUGAGUCCCUGCUCAUCGUCGAGUAUGUCGACGAGGCUUUCGACGGCCCGCCACUCCUCCCCGUCGACCCCUACGACCGCGCCAUGGCACGCUUCUGGGCCCAGUUCAUCGAGCAGAAGUGCUCGAUGCCGUUUUGGAUGGCGGUGUGGCUGGAUGACGGCGAGGCGCGGGAGGGGUUCGUGAGGGAGACGAGGGCGAACCUUGCGCUGCUGGAGGCGCGGCUCCAGGGGAAGCGGUUCUUCGCCGGCGACGGCGUGGGUUGCCUGGUGGGCGCCGCCGAGUUCCCGGCGCUGAGGAGUUGGGCGGAGGCCUACACCUCCGACGAGACCGUGAGCGCGUGCCUGCCGCCGAGGGAGCAGCUCGUCGCCAACUUCGCCGGGAAGAAGGAUAGGAUCAAAAUGGCGGUCAACGCGAUGGUGCAGCGAUCAUAA